UUACACGGAAAGGUCUGAAACAAUGGAGGACGAAGAAGAAGAACCACCUCUAGCAGUUGAGAUCAACCAAAUCAUCGAAUCACAGCCGUCCGAUCAACGGCUUGAAAACACCGAAGCUUCACCGGUCGGCGUCACCGUCAUCACAGGCUAUCUCGGCGCCGGUAAAUCCACUCUGGUGAAUUAUAUAUUGAAUGCCCAACAUGGGAAGAGGAUAGCUGUGAUAUUGAAUGAGUUUGGUGAGGAGAUUGGAGUGGAAAGAGCGAUGAUCAACGAAGGGGAAGGAGGUGCCCUCGUCGAAGAAUGGGUUGAGCUGGCUAAUGGGUGCAUUUGUUGCACUGUCAAACAUAGUCUGGUUCAAGCUUUGGAGCAGCUUGUUCAGAGAAAAGAAAGGCUUGAUCAUAUAUUACUAGAGACCACAGGAUUGGCAAACCCUGCUCCUCUGGCAUCAGUGCUUUGGUUGGAUGAUCAGCUAGAAUCAGAUGUGAAGCUUGACUCUAUUAUAACUGUUGUAGAUGCCAAAAACCUUCGUUACCAGCUAAAAAAGAAUCAUGACUCAUCUUCAUUCCCUGAAGCCUUUUUACAAAUAGCAUUUGCGGAUGUUGUAAUUUUGAACAAGGUUGAUCUGGUUUCUCCAGUUGAAUCUGGAGGUGUUUUAGAGGAACUAGAGAACGAGAUACACAGCAUCAAUUCCCUUGCAAAUAUUAUUCGAUCUGAACGGUGCCAAGUUGACUUGUCAAAGAUCUUAAACUGCCAGGCCUAUGAUGCUUCACAUGCCACUCAUUUGGAAGCACUGUUGGAAGAAAAUAAAUCUUUGACUUCUAAAGAUCUUCAUGAUAGUGGUGUCAGAACCUUAUGCAUUAGUGAGCCACAUCAGGUUGAUCUUGGUAAGGUACUUCUCUUAAAGGGUUACUUCACUCAAAACCCACUUAUUUUCUGAAUUGUACGAGAGACAGAGAAAAACAGAAAGAGUCUGAUCGCCAGCAGAAGGAGGUGGCAAACCCAGUCGCUGGCUAACAUGGGAAGGGAGUAUGGGGUGGCCUUUGGUCUUUUUGUUACUGGAGUUUUGAUCAUGUCACUUGUGGAGGAAAAAGGAUUUUGUUCAUGCCACACUGCAAAACAAGCUCAUGUCUUACACUAUCCAUUAAGUUAAUGGUAGUAUUGUAGUCCAAACCAUCCAAAGCCACAAGCCGGUGAAGUCGCUUGAAAAAAAUUUUACCCAAUUAUAUUUCUGGACUUUAUUUUUUCACUGAUGGUUGAUCUCUUCUUCUAGUAUAUCAAAUAUAUUAACCUCAUGAACAAGACAUCUGAAAGCUUUAUGUGUUACACUUGAUAAAAUUUGUUGGUAGGUGAUGUUUUUGAACACAUAUUUCAAGUAGAUGGUGUUUGAUGUCCCACCUCCCUCCCUUCCUUUCUCCCUCUUUAUAAACAGGUUCGGAUGUGGCUCGAGGAGAUUCUUUGGGAUAAGAAAUAUGGCAUGGAUGUUUAUCGUUGCAAAGGAGUUUUGUGUGUCGUAAACUCAGAUCAACUUCAUACUCUACAGGCUGUGAGGGAGAUAUAUGAGAUUGUUCCAGGACGCAAAUGGAGAAAGGAAGAAAAUCAAACGAACAAAAUUGUAUUCAUAGGUCAGUCGCUAAAUGAAGAAAUCCUUAUUGAUACAUUAAGAAACUGCACCGUGGCGAUUUCUUAAUUUUGGACUCUCUCAUCUCUUGGUGUUGGAACUCCAAGAUAUGAAAGAAUGAGCUGCUGCACUUCAUGGUUGAAGCUGAGAAAUAUUCAAGUCCUUAGAUUGGUUGCCAUGCAGGCAUUUUUCAAUAUAACGAGCUAAGAAUUGUACUCAUACAUUUACUUUGGUUCUUCAAAGAAUUCAUUAGUUUGGUUUAUAUAUUUUUUGAUGUAGAGCCAAGGAUCAAAAUUUCAGUUCGG
Messenger RNA from Ilex paraguariensis (yerba mate), 1923 nucleotides. The record is from the annotation of a GenBank genome assembly. Lineage: Eukaryota; Viridiplantae; Streptophyta; Magnoliopsida; Aquifoliales; Aquifoliaceae.